AUGAAACUGGUGGUUUCUGGGGCCUCUGCCGAGGAGCCCGUUGAGCUCUCGGGGCAUACGGAAAAUCCCGUCUGCCAGAACGGAGAUAAUAAGACGACCCAUCUACGGCUUAACCUUCCUUUCAGCCAAUUUCUCAGAUUAAAACGCAAUUCCACCCAUGAUCGAGAUUUCGUUAGCAGCAGGUUUUACACCAGAGGAUUUCACCCCCUGGUGAUCCAGAACGCUCUGACCCGAGCAGCCACUACCCCCAGGGAUAAACUGCUGCAACCAUUGACACGCAGUCGGUCUAGUAAGACUAGAAUUUUUGCUUCCUUGGAAUACAACCAUCUCUCCUAUGACAUCCAGAAGAUCGUGCGCAAACAUUGGCACGUAUUAUAUAAUGUGCCUGGAUGUGGUGAAUUUCCUUUGUUUGGGCUGAGAAAGACCAAGUCCUUGCGUAAUUAUUUGGUUAAAACGGACCGUUUAGACAGGCCGCACCAGAGGGGUAUCUGUGUCUGUUCUAUUUUUAUCAACCAGUUGCAGUCUGGCUUCAGCUUAAGACUCCCAUCCUUUCCCUAUCCCCUCGCAGUCUGGAAGCCUCCAUCCUCCAGCCACCAACUUCCUUCUGCCAAGACUGCACUAGGCACCCACAUUGUUUCCACAAUGCCCGAACCGUAAAGAAAAUCCAAGAUUUCAGCCUCGCGCAAACUCCUUUUGAAGAGUUUGAUGCUGGCUAAGGCCAAGGAACAGUGGGAACAAGAACAAGUGGACAAACAAGGAGAGAAGGAGAGAUAUUUGUCAGAGAGGGUUGCACCUCUGCGGACCAGUGGACUUUCCUCAAGCCAACUUCAGGAUCUGUGCAGGGAGCUCCAUGAGAAAAUAGAUGUUGUGGAUGAGGAACGCUAUGACAUUGAAGCAAAAUGUAACCAUAACACACGGGAGAUUAAAGACCUAAAAUUGAAAGUGCUUGACCUUCGGGGAAAAUUCAAACGACCUCCACUGCGGCGUGUCCGGGUUUCUGCUGAUGCCAUGUUGAGGGCUCUGCUUGGGUCUAAACACAAAGUCUCCAUGGACCUGAGAGCCAAUCUCAAGUCUGUCAAGAAGGAGGACACUGAGAAGGAGCGUCCCGUAGAAGUUGGAGACUGGCGUAAGAAUGUGGAGGCCAUGUCAGGGAUGGAGGGCAGGAAGAAGAUGUUUGAUGCUGCCAAGUCUCCAACAGGACAGUGAACGGUCCUUUACAGAAGGAUGAAGAAUCUUUCCCACAAGUGCCUGCAUCUCUUUGCCCUUCUUUUGCCCUUAUCUUGCCUCAUCUUCUUGCAUUAGCUUUAGAGUCACAACAGUUCUGGAUGUUAUUAAAAGAUUGCCAUGACUUUGCACUUCA
Messenger RNA from Euleptes europaea (tarantolino), 1360 nucleotides. It is a transcript of the gene TNNI1, whose product is annotated as troponin I1, slow skeletal type. The transcript has 9 exons. NCBI's taxonomy places the organism in Eukaryota, Metazoa, Chordata, Lepidosauria, Squamata, Sphaerodactylidae. The record is from RefSeq and is a predicted model, not a curated record. Gene Ontology annotation, biological process: muscle contraction. Gene Ontology annotation, cellular component: troponin complex.